AUCUGUCGCACACAAAUGACGUUAUAUAUCGUCAACUAACUAAUGCUGCGUUCCAGACAGCUCGGAAUGUGAAUUUUUAGCACCUCGUUUUUGGAAAUAACGUCGGACAUUCGACCUGUGAACUCGGGAAAAUCGCGAACAGCAGUUCGGGAAAGUCCAUAGACAGUGGGGAAGUCUGAUCUAGCGCAUCCUGUCCACUAGGUGGCAGAAGAGAGCCGUUUAAAUUAGUUUGCCAAUCGUUAUUAAAACAGAAGAAGCAUGGCUCCACGAAGAACUAGAAAAGUUAGUCAGGAUUCUGAAGGUCAGCCUGAUUAUGACCAGAAGAGUAGACUCACCAAAAGAAAGGAGCUGUUCAUACAACAGUUUGAGAAGGAAGCUCAGGACCGGAUUAAUGAAAUGGAGACCAAUCUGAACAAAUUGCUGGCAACUGUGGACCGAGUUUUCAAAAUAGAGCUGAUGAAAAUGCCGCACUCGCUCCACACCACGCUGAUAAAAGACCUAAUGAAUGAUGAUGAUACGUCUGUGGGCGAGGUCACAAUGGCACUGAAGAGUGCGUCUCCAGAAAUUCGGAAACCCCUGUCUCGAAAGUCAAGCAAAAAAGGUUUAAAUGCCACAGCAGGGCAUCAAAGGUCAUCGGGUCAAAUCAAGAGCACUUCAGUGGAUGGUGUAAAGAAACCUGCAAAGAAGACCCUGCACAACAGUAACAGCACUGGAAGUCUGAGGUCUCUCUCAACUAUCAAUGGAAAAAGAACCCAAGGACGGGUUGUCAAUCUCAGUGACCAAGCGUUUGGUAAAUUUAGACAAGCAAGUCGCUCUGUUGGUGAUGAAAUGAUGGCUACAGCCACAAUAGUAACUUCCCAUGGAGAAACACUGCUACUUUCUGAGGACAAUAAAGAUGACAUCAGUGUUGAGUUGCUCGACGAUGCGGCUGUAGAUCAGAUGCGAAAGAUCAAGGACCUUAUGGACUAUCUUUGUAAAAAAAGGGGGCUCAAUAACACAUGCUGAUGAGUUUUAAUCCGAUCAGUUGGAUCCAGUGUUUUAUUAUGUGUAAAUGUAAAUCUAUAAAUAAACUAUUGUAAUGAGAUGCAAUAAAGUGAUUUGC
This is a messenger RNA of Pimephales promelas (fathead minnow), 1102 nucleotides long. It is a transcript of the gene cdca9, whose product is annotated as cell division cycle associated 9. Gene Ontology annotation, biological process: mitotic sister chromatid segregation. Gene Ontology annotation, cellular component: chromosome, centromeric region; spindle midzone; chromosome passenger complex. Lineage: Eukaryota; Metazoa; Chordata; Actinopteri; Cypriniformes; Leuciscidae. The record is from RefSeq and is a predicted model, not a curated record.